This is a messenger RNA of Brassicogethes aeneus, 477 nucleotides long. Lineage: Eukaryota; Metazoa; Arthropoda; Insecta; Coleoptera; Nitidulidae. The record is from the annotation of a GenBank genome assembly.
AUGACAUUUAAUUUUUUGCAGAAAAUUAAUUCAAAUCGAGACAAAAUUAAUAUUAAGGAACUAGAACGCCUAUCUGCUAAUAAAGUGUACGACUUUAUUGAUGGUUUUACUGAUGAUAUGGCUCAACAAUCCGACGUUGGGGGGGAUAGCGAUGCCAAAGACACUGUUUUGGUAUCAAUACCUGGUAGUCCUGGUACAUCUUGUUCCUCUAUUAUUUUAACACCUGACCCAUCUAUUUCUUCUACACCUCUUCCAGGCGAAGUCUCAGAUGAUGCCAAUCAGGAAGAUUUUGGUUUGCCAGAAGUGGAGGUCUCACGGAUGGAAAGCCUAUUUUCAGAUGAAUUUCAAAUAGAAGACGUACCCGAAAACGAAGAAGAAGUUCUACCUGACACUAAUUUAUCUACCGAUUUCCCAAUGAAAUGGACGAAAAACCUAAGAUUCCAGGAAAAAAUCAAAAACUUCAAUCAAUUCAAUUGA